CCGGCGUCAUUAAUGAUUGGUCCAUUUCGGCACACACACGUCUCAUCAUCAUCGCUAGCUGGGCUGCUGCUCUUUUUUUGGCGAACAUUUCAAGGAGGAGAAGACCUACCAGCUGCCAACAUGUCCAGCAAACGGGCCAAGGGGAAGAACACCAAGAAGCGUCCCCAACGCGCCACCUCCAAUGUGUUCGCCAUGUUCGACCAGUCUCAAAUCCAGGAGUUCAAGGAGGCUUUUAACAUGAUCGACCAGAAUCGGGACGGUUUCAUCGACAAGGAAGACCUUCAUGACAUGCUUGCAUCAUUAGGUAAAAACCCCAUGGAAGAUUACCUGGAGGCAAUGAUGAACGAAGCCCCGGGUCCAAUCAACUUCACCAUGUUCUUGACCAUGUUCGGCGAGAAGCUGAAUGGCACCGACCCAGAGGAUGUGAUUCGUAACGCCUUUGCAUGCUUUGAUGAAGAGGGAACAGGCCUGAUCCAGGAGGAGUUCCUCCGCGAGCUUCUCACAACCAUGGGUGACAGGUUCUCAGACGAGGAAGUGGACGAGCUCUUCCGUGAGGCCCCCAUCGACAAAAAAGGCAACUUUAACUACGUGGCGUUCACACGUAUCCUAAAGCAUGGCGCCAAGGACAAGGACGAUUAGUGGUGCUCCUCGAUGGUCUUUGUCUCAUGUUUUGUAGCUGACUGGAAAGGUUAAAUGUUACUUGGCUUCCACUGCUCCUCCUCCUCUUCUUGGAGCUCAUUUGCACAUCACUAAGGAACUGUUAAACUUGAAUACAUGUAUUAAUUAAAUGUGACUGAAUUUUGCAUUGCUCUCGUAAUAUUUUUUAGUUGCAAACGACAUGUUCUGAAGAUAAUAUGAAUAAAAAAGGAAGCUGCUGCUGUCAUUGUUUUUAAUAAAAUAUCCACAUACAUGUGUGGACAAGAUCA
Messenger RNA from Nerophis lumbriciformis (worm pipefish), 926 nucleotides. RefSeq names its product myosin, light chain 12, genome duplicate 2 (gene myl12.2). Gene Ontology annotation, molecular function: calcium ion binding. NCBI's taxonomy places the organism in Eukaryota, Metazoa, Chordata, Actinopteri, Syngnathiformes, Syngnathidae. The record is from RefSeq and is a predicted model, not a curated record.